AUGGCCAUGGGAUCUGGAAAUCCCAGUAUUCUGCAGGCAGAUCGGAUUGGAGGUUAUGUCUAUGCUGCUCUGGGGGUUGCAACUCUGUACGACCAUGGUGAGGAGUUUUCUGCGAGACAGGGCAUUCUGGACCGACACGAACUAAUUUUGGAUCUCACUUUCGCAGCCAUCACAUUGGAAGAUGAGGUGGAUUGUAUCUGGAGACGUGAAAGGAUCAAAAUUCCUCAGGCGUUAUUCCUAAUAAAUCGAUAUAUUGGCACUGGUAUCCUCGUAUAUAGCGCGGUCGCUAUCGCACUAGCCACCACAGUUCAGCCUCGGUCUAUUCCACGGUGCAAUGUCCUGAACAAUUUGCAAGAGUGGGGCUCCGUGCUAGUCGUGUGGUCAAUGCAAGGCAUCAUGGUCUUCCGCAUAUCUGCAAUGUACCAACACUACAACUUGAUAACCGCCGUCCAAUUAGUGUUCUUUGCCAUCGAGAUCAUCAACACGUCCAUCAUGAAAGGACUGGUACAAGACGAGGUCAUCGAUCUCUCAUGUAACCUUCUCGUCUACCCUGUCUGGUACGGUUGGUCAUGGGCGCCGAUCCUCUGCUUCGAGGCGUUGAUGUUCUUCCUGUCCCUGUGGCCCGGCAUUGUGUACUAUCGAGAAGCGCUGAAGCGGUCCGAUGCCCUCUUGACGUCGGAGAGGAACUCGUUGACGUACAUUCUGCUACGGGAUAGCAUUUCGUUCCCUUUCUUAGCAAUGGUGGUGGUUCUCAUCAACAUUUUUGGCUGGAGUCGCUUUUCGCCAAAUGCCGCUCGCAUUAACGCAGGGAUAGCGACCUUCGCCCCACGAAUAUUGGGGUGCAGGCUCAUCCUCAACCUUCGCGAAUCGUACUACCGACCGUUCGAGGAUGAAUUGUCUAUGAACACCCCCACUCUUCCUCGACCGCCUCUCGCCUCACCACGACCGCCCUCCUCAGCGCUGCGACCGACGACGGCGACGAGCAUGGAGGGGAACAUCAACGUCAGCAGCGAAUCGCCGCCAUCCAGGACUACUAUUUUAGGGUCCUUCUUACGAGGAAGGCCCCGGAAUUCCUCACAGUCACAUAUCCAGGUCAACACCGACCUCCAUCAGCCUCACAGAGACAUAUCCCCCUCCACUGUCCCCCAACCACCAUCUCCAAACACCAACGGCAGCAGCAGUAGACGAAGGACAGGCGCAGCGACAAUAGCAGCACUGGCUGGUCAAGGCAGUAACAACAACAACGCCAACAACACCGGCUCUUCGGGCUUGGGCAUCACCUCCAUGCUGCGACGACGACGAUCCGCGGGCAACGUCGCUGCGUCGACGCCAGCAGCACCUCCAGUGAUAACAGCCUCAGCGACGGCGGCAGCUGCGCUAGGGCUGGGGACGUACAACAACAAUCGGCUCUCACAGGCGCCACCACUCAGCACAACUGCCACCGUCAAUGGUGCCACCACAACAGGACUAGCCCCGUCAGCGAGCACAGGUGUCCCCCACCGCAUCCGCCUCGUUCCCCACCUCGACACCCGACGGUCGCUUAGGUUCGACGCUAUCGGGCGGGACCUGAAAGAGGGCGACCCGGCUCUACGGAUUGGGCGUUUCACCGACCGGUCAGGGCUAGGGCUCGCAGCCGUCAACGCCCUGGGUUCCAACAAGCUCGCUUUCAGGUCCAAGGUCGUCUCGCGGGCGCAUGCAGAGAUCUGGGUUGAGGGUGGCGGGAGGUUCUUUGUGAAGGACACGAAGAGCAGCUCGGGGACUUUUUUGAACCAUGUUCGUUUGAGCCCUGCGAACACUGAGUCAAGGCCCUUCCAGAUCAAGGAUGGCGAUAUCCUGCAGCUUGGGGUCGACUAUCAAGGAGGAGCAGAGGAUAUCUACAAGAGCGUGAAGAUCAGGAUUGAGAUUGGACGGGAGUGGCAAGCCUCUGCCAACGCAUUCAACACGAACGCACUGAAGAAUCUCAAGUCGUUGGCGUUGCCAUUGGCGAACGGAAAGCAGCCGGCCGCAUUAGUGAAGCUACCUGCAUCCAACAAGUUGCAUAUACCCGACUGCUGCAUCUGCCUGUUCGGCGUCACGAUCCGCCAAGCCCUCUUCAUAGCCCCCUGCUCCCACACAUUCCACUACAAAUGCAUUCGGCCCCUGCUCGAAGCCCAUCACCCCGCCUUCUCCUGCCCUCUUUGCCGGACCUUCGCUGAUCUGGAGGAAGACGUCGAGGUCGAAGUAGAAUACGAAGAAGAUGCGGAUGGCGAAGAACUCGAGGCCGGUCUUGGCGAUGGCAAGGAGCCUAACGGCAUUGAUGCGGACUUCGAGGGUGAAGCCGACUCGGAAGGCCACGCCCCGCAGCACCACCAAGGUGUAGAUGCCUCGAUGAUGGAAGGUGAUAGCCCUGCCUCGCGCUCGAACUCGGGGCUGGGAGUCCGCCACACAGAGGCAGGCGCAGAGACGGAGGUCGAGGGUGAGGGUGCGGGGUAUGGACCGAGAGGUCACGGCGCCCGUAGGGGACGGCCAGCGGCUGGUGGCAGUGGCGAGCGAGCAUCGGCCCUCAUCGACCUAGCAGACGAGCCAGAGGAAUUUAUGCUCGUUGACGCACAUGGGCAUGGCGGGGAUAUGGGCAUCAUAACUUCGGAUGGCGAGGGCGUCUUAAUCGAUGUCGAUGGGACGGUUGGCGGCAAAAGGAAGCGUUGA
Molecule: messenger RNA, 2685 nt
Organism: Cyclocybe aegerita
Lineage: Eukaryota; Fungi; Basidiomycota; Agaricomycetes; Agaricales; Hemipholiotaceae
Source: the annotation of a GenBank genome assembly